AUGGCGGAUGGCGGCGGCGCGUUUGGCGCCGAGAAGGACGGCCAUGUGGGCGGGUCGAGCGUCCCCAGCGCGGAGCGGUCGCGACGGCAGGUCCGGCCGCGAUUGGUCGGGCAGAUCGGGCGAGACGGACGGUCAAGAUUCAACAAAUCGAAGGACGGCACGCUGCAAGCCCCCGAGCCUCCGCCGCUCUUCCCGUACCGAGAGGGCGAGGGCAUGCCGGACCUCUCCAAGCUGCUUCGGCACUCCGACUGCCUCACCCACUGCCCCCCUGCGUCCUCCGACCUCCCUGCUUCUGCUGCUGCUUCUGGUGACGCUGGUGGUGAUGCUGGUGGUGGGAAAGUGGGGCCUGGGGUGCGGUCGCGGCAGCUGUGGGGCACGGACGUGUACACUGACGACUCGGAUAUCGUCGCAGUGCUGAUGCAUGUGGGGUACAUCACACCUGUCUCAGUGCCGCCACCCGCAUCCAUAGCUGAGCUUCGAGCAACCAUUCGCGUGCUGCCACCUCAGCCCUCCUACCGCUCCUCUUCGCGCAACAGCAUGCGGUCCCGGGCAUGGGGGUCAGGCAAAGGCACAUGCAGCUAUGCAGUAGAGAGCUGCAGAAUCAUCAAGCACGACGGCACCAGCAUCGACCUGGAAGCUUCCUCCGCCCGCACACCCCCUGUGGGGCCCACACUUGUACCCGCAGCAGUCGAGCGCACCAUGACCACCCGUGCUUCCUCCUCCGUGCGGAACGCGCACAGGCACCAGCGCUUUGUGCAAGAAGUGACUCUGCAGUACAACCUCUGCAAUGAGCCCUGGCUCAAGUAUUCAAUGGCGAUUAUUGCAGACCACGGGUUGAAGCGGCCUCAGUACACGUCAGCGCGACUCAAGCGGGCCGAAGUGCUGUAUCUUGAAACGGCCACGCACAGGUUUGAGUUGAGCUACGAGCCUUUGUCCGCUCGCAAGUCUGAUGGAGCUGCUGCUGCUGGUGAUGGUGGUGAUGCUGAUGCUGGUGCUGCUGGUGUGGUAAGGGAGGGAGGGGUAGAUGCUGGUGGAGACAAGGAGGAGCAAGGUGGGGGAGCAGGGGAGAGGAGGGAGAGAGAAAAAGGGGCGGCAGAUGAGGGAGAGGGAGCCGAGGGGCCUAAGGGAGCAAAGGAGAAGCCAAGUGAGGGAGGAUCAGAGAGCAAAGCAGCAGACGGAGAAGGGAAGGAGCACCCAGAAGCUCCACCUCACCCCCCAUCCAAGGCACACACAAGCACCGCUGCAGCAGCAGCCAAUGCUGCAAACGCCAACUCUCCCAACACAAACAGCCCCUCUGCAGCCCCCUCUACAGCAGCAGCAGCAGCAACAGCAGUAGGAACAGCAGCAGGGGGCAAUCUGAGUGGCUCGAAACGACCCUUCUCUCUCUUCUCCUCUCCUCCCGGGGUCCUAGGCAACAGCAGCACCAAUCCUGAAACCCAGUGGGUGCUGCCUCAGAGUGCGUUGGCACAGGUGCAUGGGAAGGGCAAGGGGCCGAGAGACACGUACCGGUGGACCCAGUGUGUUCCACCCCUUCCACUGGAUCAACUGCGCUCCCACGGCUGCCCUCUCCCUGCCGCUUUCACCAAGAUUCUUGAGAGUGGCCUGGCGUGGGACGAGGUUCAGUGGGCGCCUGGGGGGUGUGGGUGCGGGGCCUGCAUUACCCCGUGGGUGUGGGUGCGAGGGCUGCAUCACCCUGUGGUUAGAGCGCACUUCAUGCCUCGCAAAUCCUUCUCCUCUCGCUGUUAUGCUUUUUAUACUAGGUAUACUUGA
Molecule: messenger RNA, 1770 nt
Organism: Closterium sp. Yama58-4
Lineage: Eukaryota; Viridiplantae; Streptophyta; Zygnematophyceae; Desmidiales; Closteriaceae
Source: the annotation of a GenBank genome assembly